AUGAAAAGAGUGCUGAUUAUUUGGAUCACAGCCCACUCACUUCAGCAUUAUCAAUGUAGUGCAGUCAUUUUCAAAAUGACUAAUGUAGUGUGUGAGUCCUAUAACAAAUCCUGGGUGGAAUUCGGACUGUGCCGCAGUAGGAAUAAGGUUUGCCUGAAUGUCGAUGCCAAUUUGCAUUAUCCGGUUCACGAUGUUAUAGUCAAAGCCAGAUUGCUGAAACGGGCCAAUGGUUACAAGCCUGUCAGUUUCGAUGGCUGCCAGUUUAUAAGGCGGAGAAACAAUGCCCUGUUAUAUAACAUAAACUAGGGCCUGCAGCAAGAUAAGAACUUCUAUCUGAGAUCCGAGAAGCUGCCUACUCCAAUCCCCACUGGGGAGUAUCUGUUGAUCAUUGACUGGGUGUUCAACAAGAAACUGCAGGCUGCCGCCACAAAUGUUAAUUUUACCUUUGUGGAGGAUCUAAAAAAUAGUUAA
Molecule: messenger RNA, 471 nt
Organism: Drosophila erecta
Lineage: Eukaryota; Metazoa; Arthropoda; Insecta; Diptera; Drosophilidae
Source: RefSeq, a predicted model, not a curated record